UCAUCCAACCUAAACAACCGGAAGUCAGAAAAAAGCGUGAUGCACGGGGACAGGCGUUAAACAGGAAAAGUAAGUUUGGGAAAGAAGGUGAACAUGCCAAACGCAUAUAUAGGAGGGAUAGCCUGUCGCUUUCCCAAGGCAAGAAAUACAAAGGAGUUCUGGGAUGGGUUGAUAUCUGGGCAGGACAUGACAGACAAGCCCCGUUGGCCAGCGGGGCUGUACAAGCUCCCUCCGCGGUUAGGAUUACUCCAGGACAUCAACAAAUUUGACAACAGCUACUUUGGUAUACCAGAUGAAGAGGUAGAACUAAUGAAUCCCUUGCUAUGGCACCUACUGGAGAUCCUGUAUGAGUGUGUGGUGGAUAGUUGUCUGCCCCUUGCUGCUCUUCAAGACUCCACAGUGGGGUUGUACCUGGGGUGUGGCGACAGUGAUAUGGAGGCCCUACUGAGGACACGCGUGUGUGAAACUGAAAAUUUGACUUGUACCCAGUAUAUUCUGAGCUACUUAGCCAACUGCUUAGGUGUGCAGGGCCCAGCCAUAACCGUGGAUACUGGGGAUAGCUGCAGCCUAGCUGCACUUCAGAUGGCAACUGUGGACCUAGAUGCAGGCAAAUGCCAGUAUGCAAUUGUAGCAGGGUGUAGUUUGAUUUUGAAUCCAAUCAAGAGUCUUCAGAUGGGAGGAUUUUUAAGCAAGGAUGGGAGGAGCCACAUAUUUGACCAAUCAGGAGAAGGCAUUGUCAGGGCUGAAGGGUGUGCAGCAAUUCUGUUGGCCAGGUGUGUGGAUGAACUUCCAAGAAUUUACUGCAACAUUGUAGACAUGGGCAUUGCUUUCAGGAGUCCUUUUAAAGAUAGCCUCAAAGAUAUGUCAACGGUUAAGAUGGCAGAGAUGUUGGAAGACCUGUAUGGGUCCAACAAUAUCACAGCUGAUGAUAUUGCUUAUGUGGAGCUCCAUGGAUACGGAGUGCGGGUAAAGGAUGACUUGGAGAUAAAGGUGAUUGCUGAGGUGUUGGGGGAAAAACGAACAGACAAACCCCUCCCAGUGGGCUGUGUGAAGACAAACAUUGGCUCUGCAGAGGCCGUCUCAGGGUUUGCCAGCAUCAUUAAGUGCAUUCUGGCCAUGCACUACAAAGAAAUCCCUCCUAACCACUUGAAGACAUCCUCAAUACUGACUGAGACCCUGCAGACACUUGGGGAUGAAGUCAUACCUUUGUGUGAACCAAGACCACUCAAGGGUAAAUACAUGGGUGUGUCCUGUGUUGGCCAGGGUGGAGUUUGUGGUCAUGUGAUCUUGGAGCCGUUCUAUCCUGAUGAUGACGACAGCUUCUGUCAAGUUCCAGGAGACAUUGCCAUCCCUUUCACAGCCUGUAAUGUGGAAGGUGUUGAGGCCAUCACAAGCUUUGUGGAGAAUAACCGCUACAAUAUCAACCUGCUGAAAUUGAUGACCUCAUCAUGUUUGUCAUCAGAUCCAAACCAUCCUAUCAGGGGCUUCAUUCAGCUCGGCACGAGAGAGGAAGAUUUCCAUGUUUGGCAGAGAUACGCUAAUGAAAUCCCCACUCCAGUGUAUCUGUGUCUAGAUGACAUCCUGCAAGGCCCGUUCUCGGUUUCCAUUGAUCUGAUGGAAAUCGACACGUUCACUGCUGCCUUUAACCAGUGCUCUAAGAGUUUGAAUUUGAUUGAACCCAGUAUUGAUCUAGAGAAAUUGAUUGUCGAAAGUGAAAUGAUUGAUCCCUUCAGCAGAAUAGGUCUGCUGGUUUCCAGCUUGCUGUACAUGUGCAUGAUUGACUGUCUAGAAGAAGCUGGUACCGAGUUCUCUGGUGUGAUGGGGUGUGGAGUGUCAGAGGUCAUUGCCGCUUACAUUGAUGGAUGCGUUAGCAGGGAUCAGUGUUUCCAAAUUAUGAACACUAUUGGAAAACACUUGGAGGAGUAUCGUCAUGCCAACGAGGAUAGCUGGUGCGUGCUGGAUGUUAGUCUGCCGCUGGAAGAUCUCUACCAGCUUGGACCAAGGGCGCUAUUCUGUGGCUCGUAUGACAUAGAGCAGAGCCGGCUGGCUGUCCAGACACAGUUCCUUGAUAAACUCAUAGAACGUAUUGAUGAUGUUGGUGGGGCAUGUGGAGACAAGAUUGAUGGUGGAGUGCCAGUGUAUACAUCAUGCAUGCAGGGUCUGGUUCGGAGCAUAGAGCGUGAACUGCGAGAUAUUAUACCAUCACCACAAUACAGUUCUAAGCACUUGUUCUCUGGGAGCGUUGACUGGCGGGACCAUGCAUCGGCCAGGCAGUGCCUCGUUGACCCAGCGUACAUCGCAGGACUGAUCACCAAGCCAUGCAUGCGAUACCGAGCAUUGCUGAACAUGAUGGAGAAAGGAGAGGCUCUCACAAUCACCAACAGACAUUACAUGGACGGAGCCGAAUCGGGAAGUUUUCUGGAGAACCCCAGAAAGGGGCUCAGUUACCACGAAACCUCACUUAAGUGUGGACUUGAUGACACUGUCAACACGAGUCUCUAUGACGACAAGAGCCAUGACUGGAGCUUGCGACAGACAGGUGUAGUGCCUGACCUUGUGUGCAAACCAUCAGUGUCUUCCCUGUGUGAUACGUUGGGAAAGCUGCACAUGAUAGGGGAGACAAUCAGUGUAUUACAGCUGUUUCCACAGAGUGAUGGCACCUGUGCCCAGGGGAUUGAGAUGCCAUGUUUGAGCCCCCUGGUGACCUGGGACCAUUCCCAGGACUGGGACCUCCCACACUGGCUACAGUUUUCAUACACAUUAAAGGACGAGUAUGAACCCAACUUGAUACACCGCGGCCCAUACGAAGGGAUAUACAGUAACAUUGCUGUUCUUAUCUACAAUGUCAUCCACGAAAUAGCCAAUGCACACUUUGGAUAUGAGGUAGAUGAAACUCCUGUGAAGAUGUACAACUUAACUACCCUGGAUGAUACAGAGUUGACCUCCAAUCUAAUGGAUUCAGCUGAGGUUCACAUUCUCUCAGGGACCAACCAGUUUGCUGUGAUUGCUAAAAACUCUGUGUUGAUGAGAGGUAACUAUACACUAGAGGAACAUCCCCAUCUUCCAAGCAUACCAGGAUAUGAUCUUGACAUUGGCACCAAUGAUGUUGAUGACAGAUCUGAAUAUGAGCGAGCAGAUAUUAAAUGGGAGGGCAACUGGCUUGGCUUCAUCAAUGAGACCCUUGAGUUUGCCAUCGGUCACCUUGAUGCCAGCGUCCAGGAGGUCAUCUUCGACACUGACCUUCAUGAGAAGGAGGCAAAAGAGUGCCCUAGUUUCCUGGCUGUGGUUGAGAAAUGUACUGGACUGUGCCGUUCCGGAGGACUUGUGUUUAAACUUCAGAAAUAUACCAACCUGUCAACCUCAGACAUCAUCUCUGAUGAUGCUGGCCUGAAUACAAGCCUGGUUGUCAGCGGUAACAUCCGUUGCCUAGCCACAAAGGUCAUUGUAUAUGGUAUCCAUGGUAACACAGAUGAAGGGGAAAAACUGAUGUUGUAUCGGGGAGACAAUGGAGGUGGAGUCUCAGACGAAGAGGGAAUGUUUGGAAUCGUUGACCUUAGUGGUACACUGGAAAGUUGUGACUUGCCUUUGACAUUCAAACCACAACAUGAGGAUCUCGAAAUGCUGUUGCCAUAUCUACUGGCUGCCCAUCUGCUCUACGAUAUCGCCAAGGCAACUGAACACCAAUCGGUAUUGGUACUGCCACCACAUGACACAGUUGCUGUGUAUCUUAUCGGACUAGCCACACAGCUGGGCUGCAGUGUGUACACGUGUACACAAGACAUAGAGAUAAUGCAGAGUAUGCAGUCCAUGUUCCCAGAGAUAUGUGUAGUCCACAGUGAACUGCUGCACAACGAAAUGAUGUCAAGGACACGGGCAGCGGGAGUCGACAUAGUCUUACAAGUUGCCAGGGGAGAACUGAACGGGGCGUUACAGUGUGUCAAAGAGAAUGGUCAGCUCAUCUUGUGUAUGCCCCCACGUGCUGGAGAGAAGGUCAGCUCCUUGUUGCUAGGCAGAAAUGUUACUGUUCGCAUUCCUAAUGUCAUGGAUGCAUUCCGCAUAUUCCUGGAGAAGCCACAACAAGAGCAGCAGGCCUUGCUCUUCAAUAUGAAGAACGGAAUUGUUGCUAAGUUAACCGAGAGUGGAUAUCCAGAGGCUAAGGGCAUUCUUUACAACAUGGAGAAUAUGACCACAUUCAAGCCAGCUUACCCAAUUGCAUCCCUGGUACGUCAUUUGUCUGGACCCAUACAAGAAGGGGCCCUUGAUGGAGUCCCCCUAGGUACCAGGCUGUGUAUUCGGCGACUGCAAGAUAUAGUCAUGCCCGUACCCAAGGACUUUUCAAUGGCCGACACCAGUUGCUCGCUUAAGAACCCCUUAGAUGCUUUGUCUGAUGAACCUGGGUUUGUGUCAGAGCGUGGAGCCUCACAGAGUUCCGAAGUAGAAAUGGCGGAAACCAAAAGAUCACAGGCUGACAAGACCCUAGACAGGGGCAUGAUUGAAACACCCGAAAGAAUGAAAUGUGUUCGCUUUUCACCAGAAGUGAAUAUUAUCUCAUUAACCGGCAUGUACUCAGAAACUAAGAUGUCGCCAGUUGAUGCAAGUAAGAAACUGCUGAUGGUGGCUCACAUGCCUCCCACCUCCACACCACUGCUGACGUCAGACAUGAUGUCGGAUAUGGCAGCAAGUCGCCCCCUGGAGGAAAGCUAUAUGGAACAGCCUGUUGACAGCUUGUUCCACGUUUACAGCGACUGCAAGGCCGAGAAUGUAGAGUCGGGCCUGGACGUUGAUGGAGUUAAGGAGGUUGCUGCAACUAAGAAAAAAACUGUUGCGCAAGGGAAGUCAGUGAAAGUCUUGGAGGCAAAGGAAAAGGACAAAAACACGUCAGGUGUAAGAAUGGAGAGCCCUGAGUCAAUGACGAGCGUUUUGAGUGGUUCGCCCAAACCAAGAAGCUCGAAAACAAUUGGCUCACCAUUUUCUAGAAAGGGUAAACCACCAGUGAUUACACUCACAGAUGAUGGGAAAUUUUCUAGAAGGCUUAGUGGAUUUGGGACGCCCGGCCAUGAGCGCCCUGGGACUCCCAUGGUGAAGCAGCCACUCAUGGGCUUCCACAGGCAUAUGAUGCAGAAGAACCGCAUGGUGCCUGCCAAGCUGCUGCUUCCCAAGCCGCGGUUGGACCUGCUGAUGCGCAACCCUCCCAUGACUCCGCUGUCUGAUGAGCUGAAGGAAGUGCUCACCCCGAAAUUGACCCCGACCUUGAUACCUCUGAAUGACAUUGUGGAUCCUAACCUGACCCCUCUGUUUGUUAUUCAUCCCGUUUCAGUCACAGGCUAUACAGACAUGUACAGCAUACUUGGCAAGGAAAUGAAGGUUCCAUGCUACAGUGUGAAGAAGGCCAAGGACACUCCCAUUGACACCAUUGAUCGGAUGGCGAGUCAAUACAAGGAUGCUAUUGAACAUUUCUAUCCGGAGGGACCCUACAUUCUUGCGGGCUUUUCAAUAUCGGCGCUGAUCGCCAUUGAAAUAGUCAUCAAAUUUCAGGAGUCAGGAAAGAAGGUAGAGAAGCUGAUUCUAUUUGAUGGUUCCCCUCUGUAUGUCCAGAGUCAGAUCUCGCGUGACAUUAAGCAUCUCCCGCCCAACGCCAACAUGUCCGAGGUUCACGAGGCGUUAGUUACUGGCGCCCUGGUGAGCUGGUUGUCCUACUUCCGGCCCAACACUAACCGCCUAUUGAUCUACGGGUUGAUGAGGAAACUCCCGUCCACUGCUGACAAGAUAGAAACAGCCGUGGACAUGUCAUUUGGAUCUGCAAUUGUCAGAAAUUGUUACCAUUUAUUACUAAGCAAUACGAAGGUAAAAACCAGGUGGUUGACUGCAAAGGAGAAGGUUAUGCAUCAAAACAGACUCACCGGGGCAGGUAACCGUUUUGCGGACGCUGCACGCGAAAUCGUUCGUCUCAUGCGGCGCGAAAAAGCCAUCGAAUAUGUCGCCCAGGUUCAGCUGGCUUACAAGUACAAAACCACCCAGAAGUUACACGGAGACAUAUGGCUCUUUCGCGUUAAAAGCGAACCGCUUUCCGGUAACCGAGAAAUUCCGGAGGAUUAUGGCUUGUAUGACGUCACCAGCGGUAAAGUGCAUGUGAAUUUUUACGAUGGUCAAAAUUCGUCCCUCCUGACUGGAGAGUUCAUAAGUCCAUUGGCCGCCGACUUGAAUCAGCUACUCCUUGGAAAGAAUGGAAUGUUGCAAAGUAUCGUUUAACUAGCAAACGUCAAUGAGAAUGUGCGUAAUAAAUGUUCUGCAGUU
This is a messenger RNA of Dreissena polymorpha, 6294 nucleotides long. Its product is annotated as fatty acid synthase-like. Gene Ontology annotation, molecular function: fatty acid synthase activity; hormone activity. The record is from RefSeq and is a predicted model, not a curated record. Lineage: Eukaryota; Metazoa; Mollusca; Bivalvia; Myida; Dreissenidae. The transcript is spliced from 36 exons. Gene Ontology annotation, biological process: fatty acid biosynthetic process. The coding region runs from base 94 to 6249 and encodes 2051 amino acids. Gene Ontology annotation, cellular component: extracellular region.